AACAGUCAACACUUGUCACGUCGUAUCCUAGUUUCCUAAACAAGGGAAGACGAUAAUGGACUUUGUCGUCGACUAAACACAAACAACAAACCGCAUUCACAUAGGUCCUCCAAAAUUAGCAAGUAUAAAUAUAAUUUUAGUAUUUAAUGUAUCUGAUUACAAAUAUAGUAUUUUCUAAAGUUAUCCAACGUUCCUAAUCUAGCCAACUAAGUGUACAAUAUAUAUACCCCCUAAACUAAAAGACAAACAACAUAAAAUUGAAUAACGGACCCGAGAAAAGAAACAUUCAGACGCAAAUAAAUGGCUACUCUUAAGCUCAGCAUCAGCGUCGCCUCAUUUGAAAUACAUUGACGCGAUCUGCGAUCGCUCACAUGACCAAGCUUUCUGCCUCCAGACAUUGACUACCAAUCCCCCUACGGCUGCUCCCAUUGACUAACCAUAUUCUUUGUUGCAAUCCACUGGCCGUGGCCGUGAUGGCCCUCGCCGUAUCCCACGCCGAGAAGACAGCGGUUUUUGUGGAUGAGACGGCAAAGAAAGAUCCAACGCUGAAGGCUUCGUUCACUGAGUGCCACAAGGCUUACUUAGCCGUGGUGGCUGAUCUCAAGAGCGCAAACGUGAAGCUCAAGCUAUCCCCGGAUACAGCUCACUACGACGUUAGGGCUUCUAACGACAAAAUGAGACGCGUGGCAGGAUUGGUUGGGACAAACAGUGACAAUGCUUCAACCACGCUCAAGGAAAUGCCCGUGCUGAUGGAUAAACUCCUAGAUCUUGCAGCUGGAGUUGCCGAUGCCGUGGACUGGGCCGGUCCUGAGCAAAGCCUAAUGAAACAUUGGCCUUAGGUCCCCAAAUUUUUUGAAAAAAAUUAUAUGUAAAUAAGCUCUUAAUUUUUUUUUUUUUUUAAAUUUAAGUACCCAAAUUUUCGGGGCCGGCCCCUGGCCGUGGACUACGAUGACGAGAACAUCCACUGUCGCGUCUGAAUUUAAACCGGUCGGGUUCUUUUUUUUUGUGUUCAGAAAUACAAAUGAAAAUACAUAACUGAAUAUAUUUUGUGUACACAUAUAUUUGUGUUACGGUAAAUUAGUUUUUUCAGUUUCUGAAAUAUAUGCAGAACUGGUGUGGUCAAGUUUUUUUGAAUAAAAAGUUGAUUUGCAGUAUGAUUUUUUUACAAAUU
This is a messenger RNA of Brassica napus (rape), 1171 nucleotides long. RefSeq lists its product as uncharacterized. Bases 474 to 839 code for a protein of 121 amino acids. The transcript has 2 exons. The record is from RefSeq and is a predicted model, not a curated record. Lineage: Eukaryota; Viridiplantae; Streptophyta; Magnoliopsida; Brassicales; Brassicaceae.